Hordeum vulgare subsp. vulgare (domesticated barley) is the source of this 1882-nucleotide messenger RNA. Its product is annotated as high mobility group B protein 6-like. Gene Ontology annotation, molecular function: DNA binding. The transcript has 6 exons. The coding region runs from base 47 to 1663 and encodes 538 amino acids. The record is from RefSeq and is a predicted model, not a curated record. NCBI's taxonomy places the organism in Eukaryota, Viridiplantae, Streptophyta, Magnoliopsida, Poales, Poaceae.
UCCCCAUCACCCCACGCAUCCACAUCUCUCUCCUCGGACCGAUCCCAUGGCGACCGUGGCGGCGACCGAGAGCAGGAGGAGCGGCCGGAGCCGCAAGGCCCUCGCGCCGGUGCCCGACAACGACGCCAACAUCUCCGCCGGAGGGGCCGACCUCGCUGCUGCCCUCCCCCCGCAGCCGCACAAGGCCAAGAGAACGUCGCCCAAGAUGCGCAAGGCGGAGGUGUCCCCGAUAGCCGACGAGAGGAAGGGAACGCCUCCCGCCCUGGUCGACCCGGCCGCCGUCUCCCUUGGGAAGGCAGAUGUCGCCACGGCACCCGCCUCAACACGGAAGGUGAAGAGGGCGUCGUCCAAGGGCGGCAAGGCCAAGGACGCGGCGCCGUCGAUGUCCGACGAGCUGACGGAGCUGCAGGGGAUGCUGGAGAGGCUGCGGCUGGAGAAGGAGAAGGCGGAGGAGAUGGUGCGGGAGCGCGACGAGGUCAUCCGGAAGAAGGAGGAGGAGCUCGAGACCAAGGGCAAGCAGCAGGAGCGCCUCCAGGCCGAGCUCAAGAAGAUGCAGCGCGUCAAGGUGUUCGAGCCCACCAUGAACUUUCCUCUCGCCCAGUCUCUUCUCGGCAAGGACCAUGAGGAAGGAGGUGACAAAGGCAAGAAGAAGAAGAAGGGGAAAGGCAAGGCUGGCAAUGAGAGGAAGAAGCCGGCACCGGCGUACAUUCUGUGGUGCAAAGACCAGUGGGCGGAGAUCAAGAAGAGCCCCGACACAGACUUCAAGGAGGUCACGAACGCGCUGGGCGCCAAAUGGAAGACCCUCAGCAACGAGGAGAAGCAGCCGUACGAGGAGAGGUACCGGCAGGAGAAGGAGGCCUACCUGCAGGUGGUCGGCCAGGAGAAGCGCGAGGCCGAGGCGAUGAAGCUGCUCGACGAAGAGCAGAUGCGCUGGACGGCGAAAGAGCUGCUGGGUCAGUACCUCAAGUUCAGGCAGGAAGCCGAGGGAGACGGCAACAGCAAGAAGGCAAAGAACAAGAUGAAGAAGGCGAAGGAUCCCUCCAAGCCGAAGCAGCCCAUGUCGGCCUACUUCCUCUACUCGCAGGAGAGGCGUGGCGCUCUGGUGGCCGAGAAGAAGACUGUGCCCGAGAUUGGUAAGAUCACAGGGGAAGAGUGGAAGGGCAUGACGGAGGCUCAGAAGGCUCCUUACGAGGAGGCUGCGAGGAAGCAGAAGGAGGCAUACCAGAAGCAAAUGGAGGUGUACAAUCAGAAGAAGCUUGGGGAAAAUGCGAGCUUAGAGAAGGAAGAAGAGGAGCAGAAGAAGAUCCUCAAGCAGGAGGCUCUGCAGCUUCUCAGGAAGAAGGAGAAGGCAGACAACAUCAUCAAGAAAACCAAAGAGAAGCGUCAGAAGAAGAAGCAGCAGAACGCCGACCCGAACAGGCCCAAGAAGCCGGCCUCUUCCUUCCUGCUCUUCAGCAAGGAGGCGAGGAAGCAGCUGGCGGAGGAGCGGCCCGGGGUGAACAACUCGACGCUUAGCGCGCUAAUCUCGGUGAAGUGGAAGGACCUGAGCUCCGCGGAGAAGAAGGUGUGGAGCCAGAAAGCGGCCCAAGGGAUGGCCGCGUACAAGAUGGAGAUGGACGAGUACACCAAAGCUCACACCUCCUCAUCCUCGACUAUUGCUUAGGGUGGUGUCCCUAGGUUCAGCUGUUACUCUCGGUUGAACUAUGAACUCAAGGAUUCCCGUCUCUGAAUCCUUAGUGGUAGAUUUAGCGUUCUGGUCAUGAAGUUGUUUUCUAGUCGUAUGCCAUGCAUGGUUGCUUCGGCAAGCUUCAUAAUUCAAAAUACUUGAGAAAUCUCAGACAAUUUCGCUGGUAUAAAAACAAAAGGAAGCUUGAACUCGUGA